UUUUACAGCCUACUGGCCUUUUCAUGAGACAUCACUGAGGAAGAACACUACUUCCUGUUUCCUGUUUUUAACCAGUUCUGUUCUAAUGAGCCGCUGUUCAGGCAGGGCUCAUUCUCUCGGAAAUCAACCCUGCUACUCAUGGAUAAGUGUACCUUAUUAUGGCUUCAUUGCAUUCUUUUGUUCGUGGGGCAGACUUCCUCUUAUAUAUCUUUCAGGAAACACAAUGUGAUCCUUUCAACCCCCUGCUUCAGUGUUGGUCCUCGUGGUGGCGUAGUGACUUGCCUCAAUCCGAGUUGUGGAGGACGAAACUCAGCUGCCUCCGAGUCUGAGACCGUCAGUCUGCGCAUCUUAUCACGUGGCUUGUUAAGCAUGUUACCGCAGAGACAAAGCACGUGUGGAGGCUUCACGCUAUUCUCUGCGACAUCCACGCACAACUCACCACGCGCCCCACUGAGAGCGAACCCCAUUAUGGCGACCAUGAGGAUGUUACCCCAUGUGACUCUACCCUCCCUAGCAACCAGGCCAAUUGGUUGCUUAGGAAGCCGGACUGGAGUCACUCAGCACGCCCUGGAUUCGAACUCGCGACUCCAGCCCAUCGACACCACAGUGACUGCUCCAAUCUCUGCCUGUUUGGCAGACAUCUCGGCCUGGAUGAAGGAACUCCACCUGCAACUUAACACAGCCAAAACCGAACUCCUUGUCUUUCCAGCUAACCCUGCUUUUGAACACAACAUCACUGUGCAGCUGGGUGCAACUACAGUAACGCCUUCCAAAACAGUCUGAAAUCUAAAGAACCAUGUCAUGGCCGCCGAGCCAGAGUUCCACAUCAUGGCCGCCGAGUCAGAGUUCCACGUCAUGGCCGCCAAACCAGAGUUCCACGUCAUGGCCGCCGAGCCAGGGUCCCACGUCAUGGCCGCCGAGCCAGGGUCCCACGUCAUGGUCGCCAAGCCAGGGUCCCACAUCAUGGUCGCCGAGCUUGCGCCACCUUCUGCCCCUGAUCCUGAGUCAGCUCCAUGCCAUGUCACAGCCACACCAGAGUCAGCUCCAUGCCAUGUCACAGCCACGCCAGAGUCAGCUCCAUGCCAUGUCACAGCCACGUCAGAGUCUGCUCCAUGCCAUGUCACAGCCAUGCCAGAGUCAGCUCCAUGCCAUGUCACAGCCACGCCUGAGUCUGCUCCAUGCCAUGUCACAGCCACGCCUGAGUCUGCUCCAUGCCAUGUCACGCCUCGGCCUGCUCCAUUCCAUGUCACAGCCAUGCCUCAGCCUGCUCCAUGCCAUGUCACAGUAAUGCCUCAGCCUGCUCCAUGCCAUGUCACAGCAAUGCCUAAGCCUACUCCAUGCCAUGUUACAGCAAUGCCUCAGCCUGCUCCAUGCCAUGUCACAGCAACGCCUAAGCCUACUCCAUGCCAUGUCACAGCAACUCUUCGGCAUGCUCCAUUCCAUGUCACAGCAGCACCUCAGCCUGCUCCAUACCAUGUCACAGCAACGCCUCAGCCUGCUCCAUGCCAUGUCACAGCCGAACAUCAGUCUGCUCCAUGCCAUGUCUCAGUCAAGCCCCAGACUGCUCCAUGCCAUGUCACAAGCAAGCCUUUGCUCCAUGGUCCAGACCCACCUCUGCUCCACGGUCCAGGCCCGCCUCUGCUCCACAUUCCAGGCCUUAAGCCUCAUGUUUGCCAUUGUCCUUUUUCAGGUAUUGUUUAUGUAAUAUUGUAUUGGUAGUCAAGUCAAGUCAAGUCAAGUCUAAUUUAGUUAUUGUUUAUGUUUUGUAGUCAUGUUUUUGGCAUUCACUCUUCAUGUAAAUAAACACUGCACUUGGGUUCUUCACAUCAUCAUCGUCUGCCUGUCAUUGCUGCCAGCUUUCUUUUUGUAAGGAAAAUUAUGAAAGUACACAAGUAAUUUUGUGAUUUGAGCAAAGUGAAUG
Myxocyprinus asiaticus (Chinese sucker) is the source of this 1921-nucleotide messenger RNA. RefSeq lists its product as uncharacterized. The transcript has 4 exons. The record is from RefSeq and is a predicted model, not a curated record. NCBI's taxonomy places the organism in Eukaryota, Metazoa, Chordata, Actinopteri, Cypriniformes, Catostomidae. The coding region runs from base 802 to 1719 and encodes 305 amino acids.